This is a messenger RNA of Baudoinia panamericana UAMH 10762, 786 nucleotides long. RefSeq lists its product as uncharacterized. The transcript has 2 exons. The record is from RefSeq and is a predicted model, not a curated record. Bases 1 to 786 code for a protein of 261 amino acids. Lineage: Eukaryota; Fungi; Ascomycota; Dothideomycetes; Mycosphaerellales; Teratosphaeriaceae.
AUGGCCAGACUCCCCGUUUCUGAAAUACCAACGCUCUCCCUGCUUUACAAAAUCGGCAAGCUGACCCCACCUACAACAUCGGGGGAAGGUGCAAGCUCCAAGUACAACGAUAAAAUCUCACUCAUACGAACGGACAUCACAAAGCUUGCGACUGAUACCAUAGUGAAUGCCGCGAACGAGUCGCUUCUCGGUGGCGGCGGCGUCGACGGUGCAAUUCACUCCGCUGCCGGCCCAGACCUCCUCGAAGAAUGCCGCACUUUGGAUGGCUGUAAAACUGGCGGUGCCAAGAUUACGAACGCUUAUCGGCUGCCGUGUAAGAAGGUCAUUCAUGCCGUGGGCCCGGUCUACGGCACAACGAAGCGUCAAGGCAAGCACACGCAGCUGUUGUCAAGCUGCUACACCAGAAGCCUGGAUCUUGCUGUCCAGAACGAGUGCAAAAGUAUCGCCUUUUCGGCACUAAGUACCGGCGUCUACGGCUAUCCCAGCGAAGAAGCGUGCGUUACAGCUAUCGCUGCGGUCAAACACUGGCUUGACAGUGACGAGCAGAAGGCGGAGAAGUUGGAUCGUAUCGUGUUCUGCUCGUUUCUGGAGAGGGAUGAGAAGGCUUACGAGAAGCAUAUACCACGCUUCUUCCCUCCCGCAGAUGCUGGCCGAGCGACUGCGACAAAGGCUGACGAGCAGGAAGGGACGAAUGAAGAGAGUCCCGAGCUGCCGAAACUGCCUGACGUACCGAAGAGUGAGCCGCUGGAGCAUGGGCAGCCUGAACCCAAGAAACCAAAGGUUUGA